GUAAAGGGAGUGAGGGCAAGAACUUAAAACUCUUGUGACAACCUAGGAAGGAGAAUGGGUGUGUGUUUGUGUGCAUGGGAGAGAGAGCAGGAGAGUAAGAGUUAGAAACAAGGGCAGUGUUAGUUUCACAGACAUACAGAGCACAUGUUGUGAAGAAAAAUGCCUACUAACUUCACAGUGGUUCCAGUGGAGGAUUGUAAUGCUUCAGGUGAUAAUAACCCAGAGGAGGAGAGGCGAGAACUUUUAUUUGGACCUUCUUUAGGUGAUGAAACUCCUGGAGAGGACAAUCCCUUUCUCACCGUUUCUGACCAUGACAGGAGCUGUGAUGGGAAAAACAUGGCACUCUUUGAGGAAGAAAUGGACAGUACCCCAAUGGUGUCGGCCCUCCUCAACAAGCUGGCCAAUUAUACCAACCUUACUCAGGGGGUUGUGGAUCAUGAGAAAGCUGAGAGUGAGGAUGGGGUUAAAAGGGUUGCCGUCAAGGGUCCUCCAAUGGGCACAUUUAUUGGUGUGUUCCUGCCCUGUGUGCAGAACAUCUUGGGCGUGAUUUUGUUUCUGCGCCUCACCUGGAUUGUAGGCACAGCUGGAAUUUUAGGGUCCUUUGCCAUUGUCUUCAUGUGCUGUGCAUGUACUUUACUGACAGCAAUAUCUAUGAGUGCUAUUGCCACUAAUGGAAUGGUGCCAGCUGGUGGCUCAUAUUACAUGAUCUCCAGGGCACUGGGUCCAGAGUUUGGAGGUGCUGUUGGUUUAUGCUUCUACCUCGGUACAACCUUUGCUGGAUCCAUGUACAUACUGGGCACCAUGGAGAUCCUUUUGAUGUACAUAGUGCCAAAUGGAGCCUCUUUUGAGGACCAGCUGAAUAACAUGCGGGUGUAUGGAACAUGCUGCUUGGCCCUCAUGGCUCUAGUGGUGUUUGUUGGGGUCAGGUAUGUGAAUAAACUGGCACUGGUCUUUCUUUCCUGUGUGAUUCUCUCCAUUAUGGCCAUCUAUGCUGGAGUCAUCAGGACUGCCAUCAGCCCUCCAGAUUUCCAAAUCUGUUUGCUGGGUAACCGCACGCUAAAAAAUAUUGAAUUUGACAAAUGCAUGAAGACAGAAGUGAUCAACAACAUAACCUACACAACAGACCUGUGGAAGCUGUUCUGUAAUUCGUCUUUCCUCAAUGCAACAUGUGAUGAAUACUUCACCCAGAACAAUUUGACAGAGAUCAAGGGCAUCCCAGGCCUGUUAAGUGGAGUUAUUAAAGAAAACUUAUGGGGAGAUUAUGGACCCAGUGGGAUGCUGUUAGAGAAUAAGAACCAGGUGCAAUUUCCAGCAGAGAAUAUCAGAGAGUCAGAAAAUAUCAAAGAAAACUUGCCUUAUAUCUACAAUGACAUCACCACUUUCUUCACAAUGAUGGUGGGCAUCUACUUCCCCUCAGUCACAGGGAUCAUGGCAGGAUCAAACCGGUCUGGAGAUCUGAGAGAUGCUCAGAGGUCUAUUCCCUUCGGCACCAUUAUGGCAAUCAUUACCACUUCCAUCAUCUAUAUUUCUUGUGUGGUCUUGUUUGGGGCUUGCAUGGAGGGAGUGUUAUUGAGAGAUAAGUUUGGGCUCUCUGUGAAAGGAAGCCCGGUGAUAGGCACUCUGGCUUGGCCUUCACCUUGGGUGAUUGUUAUUGGCUCCUUCUUUUCUUGCUGUGGUGCAGGACUACAGAGUCUCACUGGCGCCCCCAGGCUUCUGCAUGCCAUUGCACAUGAUGGAAUUAUUCCCUUCCUACAGGUAUUUGGUCACAGUAAAUCCAAUGGUGAGCCAACCUGGGCAUUGCUGCUAACCAUAGGAAUCUGUGAAAUUGGGAUUCUUAUAGCUUCUGUGGAUGCUGUUGCUCCCAUUCUUUCAAUGUUUUUCUUGAUGUGCUACCUCUUUGUAAACUUGGCUUGUGCUAUCCAAACACUCCUGCGUACCCCAAACUGGAGACCGAGGUUUAAAUUCUAUCACUGGAGUCUUUCGGUCCUGGGCAUGACUCUUUGUCUCUCUCUUAUGUUUGUUUCAUCCUGGUAUUAUGCCCUGGUGGCUAUGCUGAUUGCAGGAUGUAUAUAUAAAUAUAUUGAAUACAGAGGUGCAGAGAAGGAGUGGGGUGAUGGAAUCAGAGGGCUAUCCUUAAAUGCUGCACGAUAUGCACUUAUCAAGUUAGAAGAAGCACAACCCCACACCAAGAACUGGAGGCCCCAGCUCCUGGUGUUACUGAAUCUUGACUCUGAUUUGACGGUGAAGCACCCACGACUGCUUUCUUUCACAUCUCAGCUGAAGGCUGGGAAAGGCCUGACCAUUGCAUCUUCAGUGCUGCAGGGAACCUAUAUGACCCGAAGUGCUGACGCCAAACGUGCAGAAACAAAUGUCAAGAAAUCCAUGUUAGAGGAGAAAACAAAGGGCUUCUGUCAUGUUGUGGUUUGCUCUAACUUGAGAGAUGGUUUCUCCAACUUGAUCCAGUCAGCUGGUCUGGGAGGCAUGAAGCACAAUUCUGUCAUGAUGGCAUGGCCCAGCAACUGGAGACAGGCUGAGGAUACAACCUCCUGGAAAAACUUUAUUGAGACAGUGAGAGAGACGACUGCUGCACACCAGGCCCUGCUUGUGGCAAAGAACAUUGACCUUUUUCCAAGCAACACAGAGCGUCUGGCUGAGGGCACCAUUGAUGUGUGGUGGAUUGUUCAUGAUGGAGGACUGCUCAUGCUGCUUCCAUUCCUGCUCCGCCAGCACAAGGUGUGGAAAAAAUGUAAGAUGCGCAUCUUUACUGUGGCACAGCUGGAUGACAACAGCAUUCAGAUGAAAAAGGACCUGCAAGUUUUCAUGUAUCAGCUGCGCCUUAAUGCUGAUGUGGAGGUGGUGGAGAUGCAUGAGAGUGAUAUCUCAGCAUUUACCUACGAAAGAACCUUAGUGAUGGAGCAGCGUUCUCAAAUGCUAAAACAGAUGCAGCUGUCCAAAACCGAGAGGGAACGAGAGAUUCAAAGCAUUACAGAUGAAUCCAGGAGCUCCAUCAAAAGAAAGAGCCGCCCAAAAGGCCCGUCUCCUAACACUUUACAAGUGCCUGGCACGGACAAUUUAGAGCACGAGGCUCACAUGUUUCAUGAAAGGAAUUCAAAGAGCCAUGGUAGCCACCAAGAAGGAAACAGCCCUGAAUCUCAUCAAGUCCACAUGACCUGGACGAAAGAGAAAUAUGCUGCUGAGAGGCACCGUCAUCGUGAGGCUAGCGCAUGUGUACGGGAUAUCUUCAACAUGAAACCAGAGUGGGAGCACCUAAACCAGUCCAAUGUCAGAAGAAUGCACACUGCAGUGAAACUGAAUGAAGCUGUGGUCAACAAAUCCCAGGAUGCCCACCUUGUCUUACUGAAUAUGCCUGGACCACCCAAAAAUAAGGGUGGUGAUGAGAACUACAUGGAGUUUUUGGAGGUGUUAAUGGAGGGUUUGGAGCGAGUACUGCUUGUACGCGGUGGAGGAAGAGAGGUCAUCACCAUCUACUCUUAGCUCACAGCAGAAAUGACUAGCUCUCAGGGAAGGUUUAGAAAAAAGAAAAGAAAUAAAAAUAAAAUUCUUUGAACCACAUUGGGACAGACAGCGAGACCUGUAUAGAAAUACCUCAUUUGGUGAAACAUUUCUUUAAUCUAUUCUUAGAAGCAUUUAUUUAUAUUUAGAUAAUAACAAUAGGGAAUACAGCAUAAAUGUUCAUGUUCUAUUCAGUGGCCCCUUCACUAACAGCUGUAUCUCAAUGUUAAGUUCAGUUAGAUUUAGUCCAGUAUGUUUUAAGAAGGUGUCAUUGAACUGAUGCUGCGGUUCAUUUUAUAUAUACAUUAUACACAAGUGUUUGUGGAAGGCUUGUUGUGAAUCUAAUAGAGCCUUCUGCCCUACUUGUAUUGUAGUAUAAAAGUCUUUUAUACUAAAAUAAAAGUGGGACACUUGCUACUCAUAAUUUAUGCUAUAAGAAGCGAACCACAUAUUAACAAUAUACAUCUUACACAGUGUGACCCAUAGAGUACUCUCAAGACUUUUCCAGAUUAUAAUUUCCUCCUGAUUCUCACUGAUCGUAAGGAAGUGUUCAUUUCUGAUACAAAAAAUACCAACUACCAAACAUUUUAAAAUGGUGAUUUCACAUUAAAUCAAUCAACAUUUAAAAUAGUUGACACGUAACAAAAGGCUUUUCUGGUAAUUCCAAAUAAUAUCAAUGCCCUAAAUUGAUGGGGGGUUGAUACUAAAUCUUAAUAUUAUAUAUUAAGAUUCGUUAUAUUGCAUUAUGUUUUAUGUUCUAGGGUUUGUGAUGUUAUAUUGUGUUCUGUAAGGCAAUCCAGUUAAUGGUGUUGCCAUUUGAAGUGUUUAAUACUGAAGUGUUUUUCCGUUGUUCAGUAUAACGUGCUGCUAUUUUAAUAGGAAAAUGUUUGUUCCUAUUGGCUCUCAGAGUGUGCCAUUUCCUCACAAGAAGAGCCUCAUUAUAUAAUCCAUUUAAAUGUUCAGUAUGAUGACUGAAUGAUGUUCAUGGUGGUGCAUGUUGUGCGCUUGUACCCAUAUGUUUGUGAGAAAUCAGCAGUGAAGAUGAUGAUGGUAUAGCAAACAUUCAGUCACCAUUUAGACGAACAAUAUAUUUGUAACUAGUUUAAGUAAGUAAUAGAUUCAUUCGAGCAUAUAAAUUGUAGCAUAGAGAAAUAUGUACAUAGAGCAAACUGUACAUAGAGAAAUCUGUACAUAGAUGCAACAUCAAUUAACUUAAAAGAAGUAUGGCUUGAUUUAUUAAGAGAUGGCCUUCAAGCGAUUCCUGUCUUCAUUUUUAGUCAGUACUAUGGCUUAUUAAUUUUUGUGAAACUUGUGUAAAUUAGUUUUUAAUUAUAUUUGUAUUGCAUUCCCGAACUCAUCACAUUAUGUCUAUUUUCAGUUUAAUUAAACCUCCUUUUUAUAUUUAUUGCAUUUUUAAUUACUUACCAAACAUAAACCUACAGAUGAAUGUGUUAAACAUGCCUUUCUCCCAAUAAACUCACUGGAUUGAGCUAUGU
Hemibagrus wyckioides is the source of this 5009-nucleotide messenger RNA. Its product is annotated as solute carrier family 12 member 7-like. Gene Ontology annotation, molecular function: potassium:chloride symporter activity. The transcript is spliced from 26 exons. Lineage: Eukaryota; Metazoa; Chordata; Actinopteri; Siluriformes; Bagridae. Gene Ontology annotation, cellular component: membrane. Bases 160 to 3495 code for a protein of 1111 amino acids. Gene Ontology annotation, biological process: potassium ion import across plasma membrane; potassium ion homeostasis; chloride ion homeostasis. The record is from RefSeq and is a predicted model, not a curated record.